GAGUCGUCUUGCCUAUACAAAGGAAGACCACGCGAUUACUUCUAUCCUUUUCUUUCUCUUCCAUACUUCUCUACCGUUCAUCCGAAUUCCGACCGAUCUCAACUCUCCCACUUCUCUAUCGUCCCUCCGUCGUCAUCAUGUCACGAACAAGGGUUUUGCUGGUUGGCGCCGCUGGGGAGACGGGAGGUUCGAUCGCAAAGGGUCUAUUGGAAAACCCAACUUUUGAACUCUUUGCUCUCGUUCGUCCCCGAUCGGUGCAGAAACCAGCCAUUGUGGCCCUCCAGGAGCGGGGCGCUCAUAUCCGUCGUUGUGACUUGAGGGGCUCUGAAGAUUCUUUAGUGGAUGCUCUCAAUGGCAUUGACGUCGUCAUCAGUUGUGUUGGCCCAGCUGAGCAGCAAGAUCAAAUUCCUCUGGCCAAGGCGGCCAAGAAGGCAGGGGUGAAGCGGUUCGUUCCGUGUGGCUUCAUCACCGUGGCGCCUCCUGGUGGGAUCAUGUGGCUGCGCGAUGAGAAAGAAACCGUCUACAAUCAUAUCAAGCAGCUCUUCCUGCCCUACACCAUCAUCGAUGUUGGUUGGUGGUACCAGCUGUCCUAUCCCCGCCUGGAAUCAGGCCGCGCCGACUACGCCAUGACGUCGGCCAACAACGAGAUCGUCGGCAAUGGCAAUACCCCGAUCGCCCUCACCGAUUUGAGAGAUAUUGGACGCUACGUCGCCUUGAUCAUCGCCGAUGACCGCACCCUGAACAAGAUGGUUUUCGCCUACAACACCCUGACCACCCAGAACGAGAUUUAUGCCACGAUGGAGGAGCUCAGUGAAGAGAAGGUCACCCGCAACUACAUCUCCGAGGAAUCCGUCUACACCCGGGUCCUGACCGCCAGACAAUCCAGCGAGACGUAUCCCUUCGAUCCCGUCAAGUUCAUUCCGCGAUACCUGGCCGAGUACCAGCUCUCCUGGGGCAUCCGCGGCGACAACAGUCCCGACUACGCCAAGUAUCUCGGCUACCUGACCUCGAAGGAGCUCUAUCCCGAUUUCCAACCGGUCGACUUCCGCGAUUACCUCGAGACCGUGGUCCGCGGCACCGCCAAGGGCGUCUACACCGAUCGGACCGUCUCCAAGGCGCACCAGCGAAUGUUCCCCCGCACCGAGUCCACCGACUCGCUGUACACCCGCAUCUUCCCCCGCACUGAAUCCAGCGAUUCGCUCUACAUGACGCGGUAAAUGUCGCAGGGUUCGCUGGCGGGCACACGGCGUCUUGAUCGAGUUUGAUGAUAUCUUUUGCUUUGGGGGUUCUUUUUUUCGUUCGUGGAGGGAAACUGUGUUUUCUCAUGAACGAGAUACACCACUUUUCUAUUCUAGUUCUGUUCAUACUGCUUGUUUCUUGUUUCCUUUUAUCCUUUUUUUUAACUCUCCCAUUCGCGUUCAUGCACUGGGGAUUAGACGGGCGUUCUCGUUUUGUUAUCUUUCUUUAUUCUAUUAUCAAGGGGAAUCAGGGAUUGAUUCAGGAUACUAUACCCAUUCCACCUGCUAGCAGUGCGGAUACGGGGAUUUCUCCAGGUCCCCGUGAUAGGCUGGCACUACGGACAAUACAUACCCAUCGGUUUUAUUUUACUAGUUUUUUUACUACGUAGAGAGUGGAUGGUUUC
Messenger RNA from Aspergillus candidus, 1642 nucleotides. Its product is annotated as aromatic alcohol reductase. Gene Ontology annotation, molecular function: oxidoreductase activity. The coding region runs from base 138 to 1217 and encodes 359 amino acids. NCBI's taxonomy places the organism in Eukaryota, Fungi, Ascomycota, Eurotiomycetes, Eurotiales, Aspergillaceae. The transcript is spliced from 4 exons. The record is from RefSeq and is a predicted model, not a curated record.